Molecule: messenger RNA, 1542 nt
Organism: Gadus morhua (Atlantic cod)
Lineage: Eukaryota; Metazoa; Chordata; Actinopteri; Gadiformes; Gadidae
Gene: lgals3b
Product: lectin, galactoside binding soluble 3b
Exons: 7
Coding region: 374-1303 (309 amino acids)
Biological process (GO): negative regulation of extrinsic apoptotic signaling pathway; positive chemotaxis; neutrophil chemotaxis
Cellular component (GO): nucleus; immunological synapse; cytoplasm
Molecular function (GO): IgE binding; laminin binding; disaccharide binding
Source: RefSeq, a predicted model, not a curated record
UGUGUCUGUGUGUCUGUGUGUCUGUGUGUAAGUGUGCGUGUGUGUGUGUGUGUUUGGGUGUUUUCUCUGAGAGGAGUUGGAAUCAGGGCGUUUCUAGGAGUGGCUGUCUGCUUUAUUACGUACAAGUCACCAGACCCACACCGCCCGAAACCCCCUCGCUCGCUCUCUCUCUGCCUCUCUCUCACUGCCUCCCUGCCUCUCUCUCUCUCUGCCUCUCUCUCUCUUUCUCCGUGGCUCCCCCUCUCUCUCACUGCCUCUCCGUGCCUCAGACAUUCAGUCUCUGUCUCCCGCUCUCUCUCUCUCUGUCUCCCUCUCUCUCUCCCCGAGUCUCCAGAGAAGGUACAUUGUCAAACUUCUGACUCGACCAAACAGUAUGGAUCUGAGCGAUGCUCUCGGAGAAGGGGGGGUGUGGCCGGGCGGCGGCUCCAACCCGCCAGCAGGGGGCGCUGUUUGGCCGGGCGGUGCCACUAACCCCACCUGGCCAGGAGGUGCCCCGGCCCAGCCCGCCUGGCCCGGACAGGGGGGACCCCAGAACCCGGCCCAGCCCACCUGGCCCGGACAGGGGGGACCCCAGAACCCGGCCCAGCCCACCUGGCCCGGACAGGGGGGACCCCAGAACCCGGCCCAGCCCACCUGGCCCGGACAGGGGGGACCCCCGGCCCAGCCCACCUGGCCCGGACAGGGGGGACCCCAGAACCCGGCCCAGCCCACCUGGCCCGGACAGGGGGGACCCCAGAACCCGGCCCAGCCCACCUGGCCCGGUGGAGCGGGGGCCCCGGCCCAGCCCACCUGGCCCGGACCAGGAGGUCCAGGGGGGGCCCAAACCCCGGCCCAGCCCACCUGGCCCGGACAGGGGGGACCCACGCCCCCUGCCCAGAGUGUCUCAAUGAAUGUACCCUUCGAUCAAAAGCUUCCAAAUGGAGUUUUUGACAAACUUCUGAUCACCGUCAAGGGCACCGUCAAACCCCACGCAAACACGUUCACAAUCAACAUCAAAAGCAGCCAUGACCUUGCGUUCCACUUCAACGUGCGUUUCAACGAGGGAGGCCAUAAGGUGAUCGUGAGGAACAGCGAGAUCAGCAAGAAGUGGGGCAAGGAGGAGCGGGGUGGGGCCUUCCCCUUCGUCCAGGGACAGCCCUUUGAGAUGAAGGUCCUCUGCACCAGCGCAGCGUACAGGGUCGCCGUCAACGGAUCCCACCUCCUGGAGUACCAGCACCGCGUCAAGGACCUGCGCUCCAUCAACCUGCUGUCCAUCUACAAAGACGUCACCCUCACCUCCGUGCUUGUCGACCGCCUGCCCUGAAGACCCUAACCCCCCCCCCCCCCCCCCCCCCCCACCUCUUCGGGGUCGGUGGAUACAAAGGACCAAAAGAUACCUUAUUGCUGUUGCUCAUGUUAGGUUGUUUAUGAAUUAUCUUCUACUGGUUGCUGGUUGAAAACUGAAAAUGUGUUUUAUAUAUAUAGAUUGAUGGGGUGUAGUGAGAGCAUGGAGAUUGAAAUAUUAAAUGUAGUCCGACAAUAAAGCGAUUAUUAAACCCAAUA